This is a messenger RNA of Chroicocephalus ridibundus (black-headed gull), 1209 nucleotides long. It is a transcript of the gene CIAO2A, whose product is annotated as cytosolic iron-sulfur assembly component 2A. The record is from RefSeq and is a predicted model, not a curated record. Lineage: Eukaryota; Metazoa; Chordata; Aves; Charadriiformes; Laridae. The transcript has 5 exons. Bases 305 to 790 code for a protein of 161 amino acids.
CAAGGUAGGCCUCCGGGGGGCCUUUAUGCCGACAGCGCUGCUCGGGGUGGCUGAGCCCCCGUGGGCUACCGGGCUACCUGCGGUGGCUCAGCCACCCCGAGCAGCACGGUGAAACUCCUGCGAAUCCGCGCGGCAGCACGGGUUAAACACGUCCCGCGGGACUCAACGGCCCGUCCCCGCCUCUGGGCGCGACUUCGACAGCUUUGACCCCGCCCUGGCCGCGCCCCCGAAGAAGUUCCCUCUGGCGGCGGCGGACGGUGGCCGGGAGGGUCCGUUUCGCGCUCUCCCAUGGCGGAGCGGGAGGAUGUCGCUUGUGUUGGGGCUGCUGUCGCACACGCUGAGCAGAGUGCUGUGGUACUCCGGGCUGCGUAGGGGCUGCCAUGCUCCCCGGAGCCAGGCCAUGGAGCAGGACAAGGCGCUCGAGGUUUACGAUAUAAUCCGUACUAUCCGGGACCCGGAGAAACCUAAUACUUUAGAAGAACUGGAAGUGGUAACGGAAAGCUGUGUUGAAGUGCAAGAGAUAGGUGAAGAUGAAUAUCUGGUUAUCAUCAGGUUUACACCAACAGUACCUCAUUGCUCUUUGGCUACUCUCAUUGGCCUUUGUUUAAGAAUAAAACUUCAGAGAUGUUUGCCUUUUAGACAUAAGCUGGAAAUCUACAUAUCUGAAGGUACACAUUCCACUGAAGAAGACAUCAACAAACAAAUCAAUGACAAAGAGAGAGUAGCAGCUGCGAUGGAGAAUCCAAACUUGCGGGAAAUCGUGGAACAGUGCGUUACAGAGCCUGACUAGUAGCUAUAAUACCCACAGAGUAUUUGAUACAUUUCUUAAACUAUUUUUGUUUAAAAGAAAAAAGAAAAUAAUAAUAAUCAAGGCCUUGAGUUUAAUACUUGAGUUCUUUUUAUCUUCCACAUGUUUUUUAAGAGAAAUUGUUUAUAAGAUAGAUUUAAAUUAUGAUGAAUUAGUCUCUAAAAUAACGUGAAGUGUAUAGUGUUAAGAGUUUGUAAUUUCUGGUGUCCAGAGAAAUAUUUUAUGAUUAAAACCAAAACAACCCAUAUGUAUUGCCUUCUGAUAGACAUUGUGAUAUAAAUUCAGUUUUGCAAGUUAAAUUUCUACAUUAUUUCAAUCACUGCACUGUAAAAAUAAAACAGAUUCUUAUACUGAAAUGCUGCUUUCUGAGUUCAGAAAUUUUCAUUGUUUUUUCUUCCUUU